Molecule: messenger RNA, 648 nt
Organism: Saprolegnia parasitica CBS 223.65
Lineage: Eukaryota; Oomycota; Saprolegniomycetes; Saprolegniales; Saprolegniaceae
Exons: 4
Coding region: 1-648 (215 amino acids)
Source: RefSeq, a predicted model, not a curated record
AUGGCCCAGCUGCGCGUCGUGCUCCUCGUGGCCGUGCUCCAGCUCGUGAUGAGUGAGCUCCACCAAAGCCUCUUGGCCGUGUGCACGGCCUGGGACGGCGUCACGUGCCCCUUUACGACAGCGGCGCCGCUCGCAUCGCUCUGGGACCGCCGGUCGCAGACGCUGUGCAAGGCGUCUGUGGCCGUGAGCGUCAAGCAGAUUGACUGGCAAAGCAACCUCAUCACGGGCAAAGGCCUCGUGCGCAGCGUCAAAGUCAAUGGCAACGAGCUACUGACGUCGCUCGUGUAUCCGUCCGAUGCAUACGUAGCGCCCAACUACCCGCACUGCGACGACUGGUACGACCGCUCGAUCUUGCCGUUCAUUACGAACGCGUCCGUGGCUUUUCAGAUUGAGUUUGAGUGGACGGGCGACCACAGCCAGCGCCACGACUGCUCGUUUGGCGGCAUCUCGUACGUGGGCUUAGCUCAAAUGGACUUGUACUAUGAAAUCCAAGACGACAGCGCUUGUCCGGGCUGGCACCCCAAUACGCACUCGUGGUGCUCGGGCCAUGGCCAAUGCGACUGUGCGACCAGCGAGCAUGCCAACCGCACCUGCCUCUGCCAGUACGUUCUUGCCAAUACUCGCUACGCAAGAACACGUUACGAAUGA